AUGGAAGUUCUCACAAAUGGGAGGUACAAGAGUACGGAACAUAGAGCAGUGACCCACAAGGAAAAAGACAGACUCGCAAUUGUCACAUUCUAUGCUCCAAGCUAUGAAAUAGAGCUUGGCCCAAUGCCAGAAAUGGUAGAUGAGCACUACCCUUGCAAGUAUAGAAGAUACAACCAUGGAGAAUAUGGCAAACACUAUGUGAACAACAAGCUGCAAGGCAAGAAAACACUGGAAUUUGCCAAGAUUCAAACCAAUAACUCAUCCUAG
This is a messenger RNA of Ilex paraguariensis (yerba mate), 267 nucleotides long. NCBI's taxonomy places the organism in Eukaryota, Viridiplantae, Streptophyta, Magnoliopsida, Aquifoliales, Aquifoliaceae. The record is from the annotation of a GenBank genome assembly.